UUGAGAUGGGACUUCCGGUUUGGGCAAGAUGGCGGCGCCCAGCGACUAGCGUGGUAGUUCCUGGAGCGGAUGAGAACUCGUUCGUAGUGGAGUGUACGAGAUGUCUGGACUAACAUUAUUUGUUCGCGGUCUCCCCGAGGAUGCCAAUAGUGAGCAGCUGGAACAGAUCUUCAGCGAGACCGGUCCUGUCAGACAGAGCUUUGUCGUGCGGGAGAGAGGUACAGAAAAAUGCCGUGGAUUUGGCUAUGUUACGUAUUCCAUUCUGGAGGAUGCUCAGAAAGCAUUAAAGGAAAUCAAGACUUACGAUGGAAAGAAAAUUGAGGUCCAGGUGGCCAAAAAGAAACUAAGGGACAAGGAAAAAAAAGGAAAAGUUAAAGCAGAAACCGUUACGGAACCAAAGAAUGUGAAAAAGUCUAAUGAGAUAAAAGCACACCAGAGGAAGGCCAGGCUAAUCAUCCGAAACUUGAGCUUUAAGUGCUCUGAAGAUGAUCUUAGGAGUCAUUUCUCCACAUUUGGGACAGUGCUGGAGGUCAACAUACCAACAAAACCAGAUGGCAAAAUGCGAGGGUUUGCUUUUGUUCAGUUUAAGAAUAUGCUGGAAGCUAGUAAGGCCUUGAAAGGCACCAACAUGAAGGUCAUUAAAGGUCGGACAAUUGCUGUAGACUGGGCAGUGGCGAAGGAUAAGUACACAGCCACUCAGGGGGUGGCUUCCACUGAUAGCACUGAAGGUAUAAAGGCUACUCCUGAUGAAAAUCAACAGGAUGAUAGUCGGUCAGAGGAGGUGGGAGACUCUGAACAGGAAGAGUCUGAGAAGGAAGAAGAAAGUGAAAGUGAUGAGGAGGAGGAAGAGGAACACGAGGAGCAAAACAAACAAUCAAAGGAGACUAAAUCAAAGGAAAAACUUGUGAAGUCAUCCCAAGAUUCUCAAGACUCUGAGAGUGAUGAUAAAAGUAAUGACAGUCAAAGCGAGGAUGAUGAUGAUGAUGAUGAUGAUGACGACGACGAUGAUGACGAUGACAAAUCUGCAGAUUCUGAGUCUGAGAGUGAUGAAUUUGAUUUGGAUAAUUCGGACACCAAGAAAAAAGGUAAAAAGAAAGGAACCAAGGAAGAAGUAAAAAAGAAGCGAACUUUACCGUCUGAUGUCAAUGAAGGAAAGACGUUGUUCAUCAGGAACCUAUCUUUUAAUUCUGAGGAGGAAGAUCUGGAGAAGUUGUUGCUUCAAUUUGGAAAUAUUAAGUAUGUUAAGAUAGUGCUGCAUCCUGACACAGAGAAUUCUAAAGGCUGUGCCUUUGUUCAAUUUGUGGAUAAAGCAGCAUCUGAGAAGUGUUUGGCAGCGGCCAAGGAUGAUUCAGAGAAUGGAGGACUUAGGCUUGAUGGCAGGAAGUUGGCAAUAGAUCUCGCAGUGACCAGGGAACAAGCCGUGAAGCUGCGGGAGAAGACAGUCAGGAAACCCACAGGAGUCAGAAACCUGUACCUAGCCAGAGAAGGAAUGAUUCGUGAAGGAACUAAAGCUGCAGAAGGUGUGAGUGCAGAAGAUCUGGCCAAAAGGGCUCGGUUUGCAGAGAUUAAGCGUCAAAAGUUAAAGUUACAGCAUAUCUUUGUAUCCAGAACCCGUCUCUGUGUUCACAACCUUCCUAAAUCUGUGGAUGACAAAAAACUGCGCCAGCUAUUUCUGACAGGAGCGGGUGGAGGAAAAUCUGUUAAAAUCAAGGAAUGUCGAGUGAUGAGGGAUCUGAAAGGCGUUGGAGGGAAUCAUAAAGGCCAAUCUCUCGGGUAUGCAUUUGUGGAGUUUGCAGAACACGAUCAUGCCAUUGCAGCCUUGAGGCAGGUCAACAACAACCCUGAUAUCUUUGGGCCAAAGAAGAGGCCAAUUGUGGAAUUCUCUCUGGAGGACUUGAAUAAGCUGAAGAUUAAAGAGAAAAGGACACAGAGAAGCCUGGAAAUUCUAAGGCAGAAGCAGGCUAAGGCUCAGGCAUUUGGUACUGGUCUGCCAGCUCAAGGGAACCCUACAAAGAAGGCAGUUGGUAAAGGAGGUGUCUCCAUAACACAAAACGGUCCUGCUGCAGGGAAAAAAGGACAGCAAAAACAAGAGAAAGCUGCUACCGUUGAGGGUGAAAAGGCAAAGCCUGCAAAGGGAACCCAUAAUAAGAAACAACCAGCAGCCCCAGAUGCUCCAAGACCACCUAAGAGAGGACUACCUGAGCAUACUAAUGAAGAGUUAACAAGUGGAAAUCAGGGGGAGAAAGGCUCACCUGGCACUGCGGGAUGGUCUGGAUUUAAAACCAAACAAGAAGUGGAACAAGAGGAACUACCAGAUGGGACCAAAAGGAGGAAAGUCCUACCAAUGCCUUCUCACAAAGGUCCCAAAAUAAGGCUUCGUGAUAAGGGAAAAGUUCAGCUGUUGCCACCAAAGAAACCAAAAACACAGAGGCAGAGCCGGAAACAGCGUCAAAGUGUAACUGCUGCAAAACAGGUGAAGAAGCAACCAAACAGAAGCCAAGCAGAGACUCGCUUCAACCAACUUGUAGAACAGUAUAAACAUAAAAUUUUGGGCAAGUCUAGUGCCCAAACCCCCGUGAAAAGGAGCAAGUGGUUUGAAGAUUGAGGGUUUUUUUUUUUGUUAUCAAAUGUAGAUACACCAGACCAGAUAUAGCAACUUAGUGUGUUUGCCACUUUACAAAGCGAUAAGUGGCCCAGGACAAUUGUUUUCAUGUAAUUUUAUCAUUCUGUCAUCUGAAGUAUGCUCUGAGGUAUCUCUCAAGACCACUCUACUUGUGUAUUGAAAUGUACAGUAACACCCCUGUAUCUAAAUCAAAUUACCAAAAAAAGAGAGUAGUGCGAGGUUCAGCAAGUCGGCAGUUGUCAGCUGUUUUUAGAAGAGUUAAUGGAUUUUUGUCUUCCUAAAGGGGUUUCCCAGGGGUGGGAUGUGACCGUGCUAGGGCUUUGAGAAACUGACUGCUGUCAGAAAUUAUUGAAAUGGCUGUAUGUUGAAUGCCUGAGGUUGGCACUGACCUUAUUAUUCAAAAGCAGAAUAUUGUGCAAAAAAAAAAAUGGUUCUGUCAAAAUAUAUUUCAAAAAGACCAGCACCGAGUCACCUUGCAAAUAUUUUGGAAUGACGUAAAAAUGCUAGCAUGUUUGACCCUCUGUAUAAUCUGUCCUGGCAAAAAUACAGUUUUUCCUGUUAUGUUAAGAGAAACAACCUUAAAUUAUCUGUAUUGAUGCCUUAGUUCCUUUUUUUGUGUGAAAUAUCAUCCAAAUUUGCUAUGAUAAGCUGACAUAAAUGCUCUAUUCUUAACAGACUGAAUCUGGUAUUGAUGGUUUAAUAAUGUUCUAUAUUUUAUGUAGCACACCCUUUUGCAGAGAAUUGCCUUUCAUGUAUGUAUGUUUAAGACGUUUUAUAGCUAAUUUUACUGUGGGGUGUUUUAUAUAAAUCUCUUCAAUAUGAAAUAGUUGAUAUUUUUACUGUCACUGUUUACCAUUAAAAUACCAGAAACCCA
Messenger RNA from Spea bombifrons (plains spadefoot toad), 3497 nucleotides. It is a transcript of the gene RBM28, whose product is annotated as RNA binding motif protein 28. The coding region runs from base 101 to 2605 and encodes 834 amino acids. Gene Ontology annotation, molecular function: RNA binding. The transcript is spliced from 19 exons. Lineage: Eukaryota; Metazoa; Chordata; Amphibia; Anura; Pelobatidae. The record is from RefSeq and is a predicted model, not a curated record.